Rosa rugosa (rugosa rose) is the source of this 829-nucleotide messenger RNA. RefSeq names its product protein OXIDATIVE STRESS 3-like. The record is from RefSeq and is a predicted model, not a curated record. NCBI's taxonomy places the organism in Eukaryota, Viridiplantae, Streptophyta, Magnoliopsida, Rosales, Rosaceae. The coding region runs from base 135 to 650 and encodes 171 amino acids. The transcript has 2 exons.
UAUAUAUAUAUAUAUAUAUUGCUCCCUCGGAAACAACCUAAAUUGGAAACCAUAAUAUUCUAGCUCCAGACUUAUUCAACACCAAGUCUAAGAUCUUCUGCUACUUGUUCUUGUUCUUGUUCUUCAUCUUCUUCAUGGGUCUUCAAGAAGCUAAGGUUGGUGGUGAUCAAAAUAGGAAAGAAAGCGAGAUUGGUUAUCAGGGUUUUGAAGAUAACUGGGUUAUAAAGGAAGACUACCCUGAAGAUAUUUGUGAUUCAAGAUCCAUGGACUCCAUGGAAUCGUCUUCGUCUUCGUUUUCAUCAGAUUUGGUCGAGGAUGCAUCUUCUUCUUCUUCUUCAUGUUCAAAUGGACCUCUUUAUGAAUUAUCUGAGCUCAUGAUUCAUCUUCCUAUAAGGAGAGGUUUAUCGAAGUAUUAUCAAGGAAAGUCGCAAUCUUUCACAUCUCUGGGAGGUGUGAAGAGCUUAGAGGAUCUUGCAAAGAAGGUGGCAGCACCCUAUAGAAGGAAAAUGAAGCCAUGCAAGAGCUAUGGAGGUGGUUUAGAUCAUGGUCACAAAUCUUAUAGUACAAGUCCGAAAGGCAUUAUCUCAAAGAAAGCUAUUUCAAAGGGUUCUUUCUUAUAUUCCAUAAGUAGUAAUACCAAGAGGAAAUAAUGCUUUCCUAGACAGAAGCAUUUCUUGCAUGGAAUCUGUAUUAGGGAGUUGGUUUUUUAAUCUGGGCUUUUUGUUUGCCUGGAAUCGUUAUUGUUCAUCUGGAACAUUUUGAGGAUUUACAAUUUUUAAAUUGUUAUGGCGGGUCAUUUGUACAUAGUGAAAUUCCAUCACCUUUCUGA